Messenger RNA from Marasmius oreades (fairy-ring Marasmius), 3750 nucleotides. RefSeq lists its product as uncharacterized. The transcript has 11 exons. Gene Ontology annotation, biological process: proteolysis. NCBI's taxonomy places the organism in Eukaryota, Fungi, Basidiomycota, Agaricomycetes, Agaricales, Marasmiaceae. The record is from RefSeq and is a predicted model, not a curated record. Gene Ontology annotation, molecular function: cysteine-type peptidase activity. The coding region runs from base 1 to 3750 and encodes 1249 amino acids.
AUGGUCGGAGAAGGUGGGAUGGAUAUGAAUGGCGGGGAGAACGACGGGAUGGAACUCAACGACAACGACGUGUCAUCUUCUGUUGAAGCGGCAUUCAACACCACGCCUCCCAGGAAUACUACCACUGGUGGUCAGAUGCGUUCCAGCAAUGCUGUUCAGCUCAACUUGAACUGGAAGAGGCUCCUUCCAACGUUGCUGGACUCUCUGGUUCUCUACCGGGACAGAACUGUUGGAAAGGCAGACCCUCUUCCCGUACAGGUUUCCUCUUGCUGCUCGACAGGAAACUGUAUCCCCAAGCAGUCGAAGCUACGCUGCUACUCGUUCUACAGCCAUAGAGACCUUACUGUUCCAUACUGUGAAUGCUGCACGUUACCACAGGUCCUCGUCCAGAAUGGCCUUUUCCCUGCCUCGCCCUCAAGACCACAAACUGCAUUUACGAUUGAUCUUCUCGACUUCUACCAAAUACUAUGGCGGUACUCGUGCGACGCCAUCACAUCAUUUUCCAGCUCCCUUGCUAUGAUGUACAGCCGUCGCGGCUUUACCUUGUGCAAUCAGACGGGUGGAAAGCAACACGAUCCCAUUCGGAAGCCUCUCGGUUUUGCUGUCCAAUGGUUCGACUGUCUCCAGGUAAUGCUGGACCGAGAAAUGUCCCGUAUCAUCGACGAAUGCAAGCCGACUCCUUCGCCCUCUGCCACAUUGUGCGAGCAAAUGCCGUCUUCUACCACCAACCACCUUCCGACCACCACCGAAACCUCAACUCCCGCUUUGCUUGCAACCGCCCGCCCCGCUUCAUAUACACAAAGCCCACCAAUCCCGAGUGUGCUGUUGAAGGAAGAGUGCGCUACCGUCUUACAGCGCUUGUGUCCAGCUUGUUUUGGUGGAGACGAGUUCGGACGCUCGUUUGACGAUGGUGGAGACAUACAUGUAGCGCUAGACGGAAACUUACACCAUCGCCAGCUAGUAUCUGCAGGCGAGGGUGUACCGUUCUACGAUUCUGAACGCUUCCUCUCCAAAUUAGUGGUGGAUGAAGUUGGAGAGCGUGUUGCGGCCGCCCGGAAGAAACCCGCCAAACGUUACACUCCACAAGUUCCCGAUGAGUCGAUAGACCAGUGUCGGGAGUCGUACUACGCUGCAAGGGGAGAAUCGAAACACGCAGCAUCCGAAAUGUUCCGUGAGCGGGGUCUGAUGGGCCUUGUGUGUCGGCACGAUGUGCCUCUCUUUGUAGCUUCAAUUGAUACCCCGGGAGAACAACAGAAGUACUCCAUUGCCCUUUUGGAGACUCUGUUUUCGUUGCUACCCAGUUCUGCAACAGUACUUGCGUUAUACGACAUUGGAUGUGUGCUUGAUAGAAGUAUGAACACGGACUACUUUUCAAGGCUGCAACUGGCGACAAGUGUUAUGCAUGCCUAUGGCCACCAAUGGCCAUGUCAACUGAGGUUCAACCCUCAUCUGAAGCCUGGCUUGGGUCUGACUGAUGGGGAGGGGACAGAGAGGCUCUGGGCAGCACUCCGAAAGUUAAUAGGUCCCGAGAGGCAAUCUUCGGCUGCUCGCCGGAAAUGGUUACUCGAUCGAGCCUUACAGCAUCUUGCCGAAGAGCGACAACAGGAACUUGGGACUUGGAUGACAACAAAACUACACGACAACAUUGAGGUUAAGGAGGCCGAGGCUGAGAAGAUGUUAUUGAAAGUCUGUGUUCCAGUGGAAGAGCUUCGGGUGCAUUGGGAGCAACAGAAGGAAGCACAGACAUCAGUUCGCUCUCAUGCACCAAUCCGCCUGAAGAAGGAGCUCGGGAAGGUUCUCAAGCUUCAGUCUGAAGUCGAAGCGCUCGAAGAGACAAUUGUCACUACCAAGCACGCCGUUAAGCACCUACCGUCCGCGUCGGCCGAUGCCAUCGCCACACUGCCUUUGCUUGAGAGUGCUCACGCCGUACUCAAAUCAAGGUCAGAGGACCUCUACCUCUCCCUCAACAUCUCCGAAGGUUUCCCAGAGCUCAAGAAUGUCCCAUUCGAAUAUCUCCAGCUCCUAUUACUCGCACGAGACCUUAAAAUCAACGUCCGGAAGCGGUGUAUCGGCAGCUUCUUUGAAUGGGACAAGUUAGACCGUGCUGUCGGUGGUCGGGACUUCGCCCUCGGAACGAAAGCACAUCAACUCACCCGCAAAUCAAUAUCCAAACGAGCCCCAGCGCUCCAAAGUGCCAUUAAGAAAUACAACCAAUACGUGGACAAACUAAAAGCUCUACACAAGCCAUCCUAUGCGAUUCCGAUCCCGAGGUCUCUUCCGGUCGAACUUGCAGCUCUACGUGACCCAGAGUCCUCCUAUCUGUGGGAGGACGUCUGGAUUGCUCGUUCGGACAGUGAGGCUGCCCCACUUUGGCUUGUCGAUGAGUCCGUUCGUUCUGGGAUACGAGCGAUGUUGACUCUCGAUCGUUGUCGCGAGGAAAGGGUGCGGCUUGAGAGUGAGGCUAGCAACAUGUGUAAGUGGUAUGGCCAUGAAUUUCUUGGUAUCGAAAAGGCCUAUUCUUCAGAGAAAUAUCAGAAGUACAAGACGAUAUUCAAUUUACUGCUGCUAGAACAUUCGCGGCUCGCUCUUCGAUGGGUGAAUCCCUACUUGUCGCUCUCUCAACUACAAGGAGAGGUUUUACGCCUCCGUAACAUCACGCCGUCAAGUACAACUUUUGCAGCUACUUCAAGUCAAAGUCCCGGAAUCUUGGCUUCCAUGUCUCCGGGCUCAACGGACAGUACGCUGGUCGAGGAGAUGUAUGACGAGGUCGGGGCCGAUGAAUUUGACUUGGGUGACGAUACCGCGGACCAUUAUCUGGCUGAGGUAUUGGAUGGAGGUGGAGCUGACGAUGACGACGACGAUAGAGAGGAUGAUAAGCAGCGAGAGGGACAGGCUCAUACUCCAAACCACUCCAUAAAACUGAUAUGGGAAGUGCCAUCUGAUCUUCCUAUUGACUCGGAACUCCUUCCUCUCAGCAAGUCCUUUCCACAUUGGGCGGUAGUAGGCGGAAUGUCAUCCCCUCAUGUCAUUUCCAGCACAUUCGGUGCUCGACACGUCUUCAUGGCUGGCGAACUCGUUCGGAUGGACAGUAGCACAUGCCGUCUCUGCGCGGAAUGUGUGAAUGGUUGUGCUGCCAUAUUGCAGGAGCUCUUGGCUAAGGAUCUCUCACCAUGCGGCACCUUGAUAUCAUCACCCCAUACUGUACGAGAUGUGGCAAUUUUCUCGACAUACCUUGUUCCCAAGGUUUUCUCCGACAUUGACAACGCCGCUGUCUGGCGUCUUACAAGAUCGACCCAGUAUUGGAAUGCGUCGACAUGGAUUUUACCAAUCCAUGAUGAGGACUUGGAGCAUUGGAUUCUGGCCGUUAUCUGCUUGAAGUCGAGUCGCAUCCUUUUGUUCGACAGCAUGGGAUCAGAGAGCAUUUGGGAGGAUUGGCUUCCAAAAAUCAACACUGUCAUUAACCGCCUAUUUGCAACCGCCAGCGAAAAGGGCCACACAGUGGCACCCCCAUCUCAUCGUUGGAUUGCCCGGCCCCUAACGGUUCAACGCCUUCAGCUGAAUGGACACGAUUGCGGGGUCUGGAUUCUUUUUGUCAUGGCAGCAGUACUUCGUGGAAAGAAUAUACCCGAUACCACGGAGAAGGAAAUCAAGGAGUUUCGAUCUUUGCUUGCGAGGCUGAUUCGUUAUUUACCGCAGAUGGAGAUGGUAUCGGCCUCGGAUGAUUCUGUAGGCGACUUUACAAUAUUGUGA